AACCGUUACAAAACGCAGUAAUGUAAGUUAUCAGACAAAGAAAAUUACAUAGUAUUCACUAAAUGAAAAAAUCACAAAUUUUGCCAUAAAAAAGUAAUAAAAUCAAAUGAAAAUUAUCACAAAAAUUGUUGGCGAUUAAAGUGAGCAAAUUUAAUUGCUAAAAAAUAUGUGAAAAUUGUCUAAAUAUCAAAUAAAAUUUCAAAUAAAAAAUGGAAAAAACAAAGAAAGUGCCAAACCCUUUUUUCCAACACAGUAUGUUAAAGAAUCAUAAAAUAAAUUGGCUAAUAUAAAUGCCAACAACAACAACAACAAAUAAAAGGCUAUUUCCAAAAAUAAUGUCAUUUUAAAUGAAAGAUAAAAUAAAAUCUAAACAAAAAUACUAACAAAAAAUUAAAAAAAAAUGGUUACUACCACAACGAAUAAUAAUAAUCAUUCGAAUAAUAACGAAGAAUUUGAAAUCGAUCAAGAUGAUGGUAUGCAGGAUUUGGGAUUACCGGUAUCCGUGCAGACAUUUCUAUGGCGACAAAUAGCGCCCUUCAUAAGACCCAAAUUGGGUAAACUACAUGAAGCCAGUUGCAUGUUUUGUCAACAUGCACCGGGACACCAUGAAUCUAAAGAAGCCUGCAAGUCAUUUGAAAAAGUUCUAGUCCAAAAUAUACAAUUUGGUUUAUCCCCACCAUUGACUAAGGCCUUGGGUGCCAUACCCAGAUGGCGUUUAUUACAAGCUGCCUUGCCACAUGUCAUGCAUUGUGUGGCGGCCUUAUUGCAUAAUCGUGUGAAAGAUAUGCAGGCCAUAGGUCAGGUUGAAACAAAAUUGCUAUAUACCAUGCAAUGGAUUAUAUUAUAUGCGGCCGAGGAAUGUGCAGAUGAUGAUGGUCAAGAUGAACUUUUGGUUGAUGGCGAAUCAAAGGGAAAAUCAAUGGAUCAGUACUUAUUUUCGGUGCCCACAAUAACGUUAUUUGUUUACUUGUUUGCCCCAAUUAUACACCAUUUGAAAGAAUCGGAUUUUCAAAAUUUCCGCUUAGAAAAUGGUAUAAAAUUGUGGCAAGGAAUGUGGGAUAAUAGAGCACCAGGAGCACCUUGUUUUACAGCUCCAGUUAAGCCUAAAGCCAGAAAUUUAUUAUGUGCUCCUACACCAAAAGGAUCAACAGAUGUAUUUUCGGGACGCAAACAAUCCCUUAGUAUUGAUGCCAUGUCACCAAAAGUUGAUUCACCUCAAAGUGGCAUUUCAGAUCAUACCACCCGUCAAGACGAAGAGAGCUCUUGGGUGUCAUCGCCCAAAGAAUUUGCCUUUCCCGAAACUAUACCCGAAGAAGCUUCCAGUGUUGAAGAUGAGCGUGUUGUUAUUUUUCGUUUACCUUCUGCUUCCCAUUUAUUGGACAAUUCAUUUUUUACUGCCGAUGCCAGUCUUUUGACACAACAACCGCAAAGCCGUCGUGGCAGUCAUCAAUCGAUUCACUCUCGAGAUAAAGAUAAGCCUUCAACGAAAUUUGAAUUUGAACAACAAGAAUUAAUGAGAGGUGCUUCGAUGAAGGAAAAACGCAGCGCUUCAAUGGAAAGAGAAACCGAUUCGAAUAGAUCGGAAAGUGUUAAGGCUGAUGUGUCUGCAGCAACAUUUCUCGAUGUAGCAGUUAUGCGUUGUCUUUUCAUAUCACAUUGGCAGGAAGAGGGUAUUUUUUGGAGUCUACAGUAUAUGUAUAAUAGAUUAAGUGAAAUUGGUGAAGAAUCUUCAAUUACCAUUAAUCAACCACGAAAACGUUCCAAUUCCCUACCUAUACCACAAAUUGAAAUAUCUUUGUAUCAAGGCCCCAACAGCAACAAUCGAGACAGCCCUAGUAGUUCAAUAAACAAAGAUUACAUCGAAAUUCCCGAACCAUCUAUAACGGCUUGUUUAGUCGAAGAAUCCAGUCCUACAGCCGAAAGACGUGGAAGUGAAAAGAAGAAACGUGUUAAGAUGUCCGAUUUGAGGGCAUUUGUUGAAACGAAAAUGUUUUCGAAAUCGGAAAAAAAUUUGGAAAAAGUAGGGCUAGAUACAGUUUCAGCUAAUGGCAAGAGACCACUGCAACAUGCAGAAUUGCAUCGUAGUUUGGAUACUGGCGAAAAGAAAUUAUCACGUUCGGCUUCCAUGAUUACCCGGGAACCAGCCAGUAAUUUAAUAAAAGGCAAAUCUAUGCCUAGUUUAAGCUGUCUACUUGAUAGCGGAUUUUACAGAUAUGUAGAACCACCAAAAGUUAUGAGGUCUUCACAGUCGUCUGGUCAAAGAACAACAUUUUAUCCUAGAAAUCCCAUAAUAACAGUAACGGAACAUACGCCUACACCCUCACCAGAUUAUUUGAAAAGACAGGGUUCUAUUGAUUCGCAAUUGGAUGCCUUAAGCAAUGGUGGCAGUAUUGGCGGUUUAGGUGGUAAUGGUAUUAAUGGCAGUAUGGCUGGUGUAGCCGCUACUUGUAGCAUGGGUUCACGCAUACGUGGUCAAAUGCUGAGAUCCCAUACAGAUUCUCACAUUGAUUAUACCGGAGUCGAUGAAUCGGAGGCUCCCGGUUCCUCUUUUUAUAUAACAAGAGAUGGAGGCAUAGAUUAUGAAAUUAUAUUGUUAGCAGUCUUGAAUGUAUUUAAAAGAGACUUGACAGUUGUUUCUCUGAGAGUUUUAGAAGCUGGUCUAAAUAUUUGUGAGCUCUUGCUGGAAAUGGGUGUUUUAAAAUUGGGUGAACAUGCCCAUGAAAUUUCGAUGGGUAUUAUAAAGAGAGCAUUACAAGUACUAGGAUGUCCAAAUGGCUGCAAUGACGGCGUACGUGGACCACCAGCUGAUUUUUUAAGAAAUCAAUGUCAAAAAAUACUCUCACGUCUUUUACGUCAUGCUAGUCAACGUACAAAACGUUAUUUACAGGAAAUGGUAAAGACCGCUCCCCUACAAGAGCUGGUUGACUUUUUCCAUGCUUUUUGUGCAUUUUGUGUGGAUCCAAGUUCAUUACUUUCACCCCUAACUCAUAAGCGCACGAGUGCCUUUAAAAAUCUUAACUCGGAUCUUGGCAAUGGUGUAUCAUCAUCAGGCGGACAAGGUGGUUACUCGACAAACUUUAGUGGCGGCCUAAGCGGUGGUCCUGAAGCUCAAGUAAUAGCAGCAGUAUUUAAGCCAUUGGUAACACGUUUCGUAAAUGCCUCCAAGGAUCUGAAGACAGUGGAAAAUGUGGCUUUAUAUGGAGAUAUACGGCAGUUAGUUACAUAUGUAAAGGGAGCACAUGGUGGACCGUUUCGUUUGGUGGCUUUAAGUGGAAUUUUGGCAGUAACACCACGACCUCACAAGAAAGGUCCAGCGGCACAGACAACACGUGUGAUUCGACAUAUUCCCCAAGCCGAGGUGGCGCAAAGCAUACAAAACGAUGAUAAUCGCUCCCAAAGACGUUUGCUGUUGAAAAAACGCAGCACUUCAUCGGCUUGUGCAGUGAGUUUACUUGAAACUGAACCUUGUGAUGAGCAUUAUAAAACUAGUCAAUCACCUUUAAGUAAUUUUCGUCGACGUACCACUGGUGUACGUCCCACCUUAACACCUAGACAUAGUGAACGUCAACUGUUAUCAGACUCAACAUCAAGCUCAGAACGCAAUUCAUUGGGACGUUUAAGUGGUUUAGUACGUUGGUUCAAAGGCGCUCCAAAAGAAGGUUCGUCUAUUGACCUAGAAAUUGGUUCCUUAAAUCCGGAAAUGUCCACAACUUUUGUAAGGCAUCCAUCGUUAAAAAUACAAAGAGGAAGAUCUAGUGAUGGUAUAGGUCGUUCGAUACAAAGAGCUAAACGUAGAGUUGAAAGAAGAUUAAAUCGUUUUGGGGGCAUAGUGAAGGGCAAGAAAAAACAGGGUGGCAUAGAAGAAACUGCAGACUACAGUCGUCGCAGUUCAUCCGAUAUGUGUGAUGGACCAAGGGAAUCAGAAGUGGUUGUCCUAAAGGAGAGAAAACUAAUACCCUUGGAACCCGUUAGAUUAGGUAUGUUACGUUUAUCUUUCUUGUUGGAAACCUGUGCACCAGGAACAUUUCCGGAUCCACAAUUAGUGGCAGCUGUUUUAGACUUGCCUCAAGCACCUUUAGUUACUCGUGCAACAUUUUUAUUGGAAUGUGCUCAUUUCGUUCAUUUAUGUAACAAAGGUCAAUGGCCCGCCUGGAUGAAGCAGAAUAUAGCUGGUUAUCGACCAUCAGGUGCCAAUAUAAGUGCUAAUCAAAUCAAACAACAAAUGAGCACGACCAGCACUAGACGUACUCAUAUAUUACAGAGGGCCGCUGGUAAAAUGUUUCACCAGUGGGCUGAAAUGUUAGGUGCUCGCCUAGAAGAAAUUCUUUUCACCGAACGUCUACAAUAUGAGGCUGUUAAUGCCAGUUUAACCGAUCCCGAGAAACAACGAGAACUUUUACAACAAGAUGAAGAAGAGGAUUUCUUAGAUGAAGCCUCUGUUAAUCCCCAUGGCAACGAUUGUCCACACGCUUUGAAAUUAAUAGCUUGUGUAUUACUUUUCGAAAUUACGGCCUUUUUACGCGAUAUUUAUGUGACUCUGCCAAAGGCAUCGAAAUUGUUACAUAAAGAUAAGCCAGCUCCUUGGGAUAAAGUCUAUAGGGAAGCAAAUCGUCGAUGGUCUAUGGCAUUGAGCUCCAUGGGACAUUCGCAAACUUCAGCACAGAGUUUACAAUCCAUUGCUGCGGGAAAUGAUGUAACAGUUGGCCAAACAGAAAGAAAAAUAUCUUUUGUUUUGCACGAACCAGAUAAUGAGUCCGAAAACAGCAGUAAUACUACAUUGACCAAAGAAGGCGAAGAAGCUCGCCGACCUAUUGCCUCUGCUGUGAGACCAUUUUUAUCACGUCGUGGCACCGCCACCACAACCGGUGGAUCGUUUAAGCGCAGAUCAUUGAAACUAAGACGCAACACUAAAGAUGGUAAAGAUAUGGAAGCUGAUUUUAAACGUGUAGAUUCUAUACAAUCAAGACGUAAAGUAUCUUCCUUGUCGGAUCGUAGCGAUACAUCUGAACAAGGUGUUGCUAGUGGUGGCGAAGAAGAUCAUGGCUCGCCGGGUAUACUCAGUGAUGAUCAACAACCUGAAUCUCCAACAGACUCAAACGAAACCGAUGAUACCGCAAAAAAUAUGCCUUGGUUAAAGGCUGUUAUCGAUUUGAUUGGAAGUUAUAAUUACUAUUGCAGUCAUAAGGGUUACUGUCAUCCCUAUUGCUAUAAGAGACAUAUGCGUGCAUGUACACGUUUAGUUAAAGCCACUAGAAAGGUUUAUGGUGAAGAGUUUGGUUUUACUUUCGAUUCGGAUCAUCCUAAUUUGGAACCAACUGUUAUAUCAUCGGCAAAAGUUCAUCAACAACGACCCAGAUCGGCACGUAAGGUUUCCGAACAAAGUUCAACACAAACAUCGCCAUCUAAACGUAAAGAUAGUCUGUCGCGUAAAGAUCGUAUUAGUGACGAUCCUGACUUAGAAAUGGCAGAAAAAUUAGCUAAAGCUUUUCGACAAGAAAAAGAGAAGAAAGAACAAGAAGAACCACCUAUGUUGAAAUUUUUACGUUUCCAUAUACGAAAUCUUUUUCAUUUUCCUUUUGCCACAAUGUUAAAAGGUGCUGUUAUCUUAACAGAAGAAAUGGUUAUAGAGGCAAUGCCGGCAGCAUGGGAAUUAUUGUUAGAACCUAAUCAGGAUACGGCUUCAUCAAGUGCUGCAGUAUUUUUAAUGGGUUCAGUUAAGGCACAAAAUUAUGCCUUUGAUAUUAUGCAAAGAGCUUUAAAAAAUAAAGAUCCGGAUGUGCGAAUUGGAGCUAUACAAAGAUAUUUAAUUUUGUGGAAAAACCGUUUCCAUGUCUGGCCUCGUAUGGAAGAAAAUGCCCAUGAUGUUACUUUCAAAGUACCACCAGGUGGCAUAGAAUUUACAUUGCCUUCUCCGAAAAUAGGCAUAGAAAGUCUACCAGUUGUGGAUCCGCCAUGGAUGCCUGUGCAACAAACAAAAGAUAUGGAUGUUACACUUAAUCAAGAUCGUCACGUAGGUUACAAAGUUACCGCCACCAAAAGUCGUAAAAUGCAACAAACUGAAGCAAUACGUAAUGCCUUGCGUCAGCAGAGAGAUAAACAAAGAGCCGAACGCCACAGUUUCUUAAUUACUACUAUACCGAUUAGUCAACAAGCUUCCCAUGAACCGGGCAUGGAGCAUGAAGAUCAUGAGGGUGAAGAAGAAAUCGACGGUACGCGUAUAUCUUCACAUUUACAUCAUGCCCAUUCUUUGUUUCCAUCGGUAUUGUGUUCUUCCGUUAUGCAAAUUGUUGGCUGUCUGGACGAUGCUGCUAUUGGCACCGAUGGCAAUGCAGUAUAUGAAGUUGCCUACCAAGUAAUAUGGGUUUGUCUGGUAGAGGAAUCGGCUUUAUUUUUACGUUAUGUUUUUGAGAGACUAACCAGAGAUCGUCAAGAUCAAAUGUUUAAACUAUUAAGACAUCUUAUUCGUUUUGUGCCCAGAUUACCGCAACAAGCUGCAUUUGCUUUAUAUAACUCUAUUAUUGGUUAUAUAAUGUUCUAUGUAAGAUCUUCCAAUGAUUUGAAGCAGGAACUUGUUGGUUCGGCUUUGUCCGUAUUGUGGAUGGUUGUUCAUAGUGUGCAUGGCAUAAUGUUCAAGGACUUGAAGCAAAUUUUACGUAAAGAACAAUGUGAUGCCUCAAUUUUAUUAACUGCUAAUGUCCCAGCAGCUAAGAAAAUUGUUGUACAUGGGCCAACUGAUGACGAUUGUAAUAUACCAUCUCAAUUUCCUGUUCAAGAGGAUACUUUAUUCUGUCAACUACUAAAGGAGGCCUUAGAUUAUUAUCCAGUGGAUGAAAAGAAUAUAAAUAAUUAUUGUUUGGUGGAUUACAAAAGCAACAAAAUUUUAAAUCCCAAUUGGUAUAUACGGGAUUUAUAUUUCUUUAAAAGAUCACAAUAUCCCGAAGUACGUUUAGUACUACUGAAACCCGACGAAUCUUUUUUGGCAUUACAAAAACAAGAGUUAACAAAAAAAUUUGUAGAGAUUGGAAAAGUCCACUUAACUUGGGCUAUUUUAAAAAAUGUCGAUAUGGUAGUGCAAAGAGUAGUAUUUUUGCAUGAGGAACUUAUGAAGUUGCCUUCAUUUCCUCGAAAAGCUCUUGAAGUUGAUUUGGAUUUACAUCAAGGAGGAGAAUAUGGAAAAGUACUACUGGGAUUGGAUGUGUUACAUAAAUUUAUGUGGGUUCGUUUGAUAGCUCGCAUGUUUGAGGCAAUGGCCGGCAACUUUGCUUACUCAGCUGAUAUACAACUGUUUUUAAAUGUUUUGUCUGGGGCAGCGUUCCUACACGCAGAAGAUUCAUGCAUCAUGCGUUAUGUAAUGGCAACUUAUAUUAACGCCGCCUUUAAUUUUAAAAAUAUAUUCUCCACUAACGGUUACUUCAUGAUUAUGCCCACAUUGUUGCAAAUAUAUUCGUUGCAUCAAACUAACAAGUUGAUUACUACAACAAUAGAAUAUGCAGUUAAACAAUUUUACUUGCUGAACCGCAAGCCUUUUAUUUUACAAAUGUUUGGUUCCGUAUCGGCCAUAUUGGAUACAGAUGAAGAUGGUACUUAUGGUGAAGCUCAUAAGGUACAAUCCAGUUGCUUAUUUAAUCUUUUAUUAAGUUUAGAGGAUCCAUCUCCGGAUCCUUUGAAUAUUGCCGAAUUGGUAAAAGAACCUAAACCUUUGAAAGCAAUCGAUUUUUGUUAUCACGAUGAAGAUGGCGAUGUUACAGUAUUGGAUUGUAUAACUCUUUGUGUAAUGGUUGUAUCCUAUUCUGCAGAAAGUACUAGGGGUUAUCAAAUGUUGAUUAUCCUAGAGGCAAUAUUACCUUGCUAUCUUCAACAAAUACAAUCCCCCAGCUAUAUUCCUCUACAAGGGAAAUCCGAACGUGAUAUUAUCUUGCAAUUAGCUGUGGCCAUACGUACUAUGGUUCAUAAUUGCGAGGGUUUAGCUAAGAGCUAUAACGGUCCCUAUCGUAAUAGCCCUGAACAUAAAGGUUCCUCACAACGAAACUGCAGUCGUGGGCCUCCUUGUUCACCAGGACUUGAUUUCGAAGAGGAAUCUCAUUCAAAAUAUAUAACUGACCCACGCACCAAAAAUGUUAUGGAUUCAGGAGAAGAUUCAGAAAUGAUACGAACAGAAUAUCGUAGACCCAGAGAUGUUUUGCUUUCAGUGGUGGGAGAUUUUUUAAGUAAAUCAACGACACGUUUGCAGGAACUCUCCAAGAAAUUGCCGAAAGAUGAAAGCAAAGCAACUGAAGUUUUAGAUGCCAAAUGUCAUAUUAGAUUGGCCGAUAUAGCACAUUCCCUACUCAAAGUUUCCCCUUAUGAUCCAGAAUCCAUGGCCUGUCGUGGCCUACAAAGAUAUAUGCAAGCAGUUUUACCCCGGGCCGAAUGGUCCAACGAUACUUUACGUAAUGCCCUAGUUACCAUUCUAAGAAGAAUCGAUAAAGUUUUCCUUAAAAUAUCCAAGAAGCCUUCUAUACGUCGUAAUACCGAUUGGGAAGCUGCCGCUGGGUUAUUGAAAGGUAUUCAUGAAACCAUUGUAAGGCACCCCUAUGUUUUGCAUUGGCAACAAAUGAAGACCUUGAUUGGUACUGUGCAAAAUCUUAUUGUUAAUGAACCGGGUUCCUCAGCCCCUGAGGGUGUAUCAAGUGCAGGUGCAGCUCUUAUGUCUCAGAAUCCGCCGGCCUUCUUCUGCUCCACAGUAGUGCGUUUGGUAGCAUUACAAGUUGUCAGUCCAGUAGAUUGUUUUUCUUUAGUUCAAAUUUGUGGCGGUAGUGCAGAGUUUGCCACCCAGGAGAAGGCCGAAGGAUAUCUAAUGCAUUUGAUAAUGCCCUUGUGCUUGAAAGUGUGUUCGGGACGUGGUGUUUCCGAUGUGGGGGAAUUAAAAAUGACCGAUGUAAGUUAUUUACUUACUGCAGUACUUAAUGCAAUGAGUCCACCAGCCGGCAGAACCGGACAAGCUGUUUCCCAAAUAAAUCGAGUUGGUGGUGACCUGAGAACUGGUUCUUUAACUUUUACCGGUAGUAGGGAUGCUAAAAGACCUGCCAGAAUUGCUGGUUCUUUGUAUCAAGCGGCAUUCCUAGCUUUAAGAAUUGUUUGUAUAUGUUUUGAGAAUCGUUUAUCUACUGAAUGGCCAAGGAUUGUAAGAGUUAUGAGAGAUUUAGGCCGACGAAACGAAGCAGCACCCGAUUUAUGGAGUUUUCUAGAGUUUGUGGUAACACACCGAACUCCUUUGUAUAUAGUGUUGAUGCCAUUUAUUUUGCACAAGAUUUCGCAACCCCCAAUUGGUGACCAUGAAAGACACAUGCAAUUUAUUAUUAGGGAGCGAUUGAGAGGUACGCCACCACAAGGAGGUAUUAAGUCUAAAGGGGCAUUAUUGCUAGAAUUAGCUAGAGAACUUAAGGACUUACGGGAUGAACUUGAAGAAAAGCGUUAUGAUCGUGAAAGUUCUGACAUGAAGAAGAGUGAUACACCAGCUGCAGCAAGUGGAACAGAUGGUCAUAACAAAUCCCAACAAAGACCUUCAUUAAUUUCAAUAUUUACAGGAACCACCACGGGUCAAGCAACACACUCACAUAUUUCAGCGGUACCUAUUGAUUCGAGAAGCGGUUCCGGUGGCAUUUGUACACCAAGUGACACACUCUCCCAACAAACUCUACACCCACCUAGAGAAUCUUUAUCUAGCAGCUCCACAGGGCGUGAUCAUCAUACAACAAGUGAAAGUCAGAGUGGUGAACACGCUGCUGGAUCAGCACCAACAUUAAUGGGGGCGUCAGGAUCAGGUGGUGUGGUAUCAAGUCAAGGAACAAGUUCAGCUACAAUUGCUACUGCUUUACCCUCAGGGAUUACAUCACAACUUUCGCAUUCACAAAGUUUACAGCAGGCACCAUUUAAGGCUCAACCCCCCAAAUUACGCUUUGUGUCCUCAGUGGAAUUUAGACACUCUUCUGGAGAGACUUCAACCACACCGCUCUCUCCGGAAAGUCCAGCUGAAGAUAGUUCUGGUGACCAUACAAGAUCUCGUUUGCAAAGAUCAAAGGCAGCCAGCAGAAAAACAUUCCGUUUGAGGCGAAAUCUAAGAUCCAUGGAGCCACCCAGUAUAGUAACUGCUUUGCCACAGGAAGAACAUCCUAAGCCUAUAGGUGAAAUAUCCUGGGAUUCAGUUUCACAAACCUCUUCGACAUCGGGCUACCGUGAUACCAACAGCUUGCAGACAGGACUACUAUCGCCUGACGGAUCCCUUGGAGGAAUGACAUUGGGACGCUCACCUUCACAACAUUCCUUAUUAAUGGUUUAUGAGGGACAAGAUGAAGACACGCUUAUAUAACAAUCACAGUUUAACCCCGAAAACUAGUGACAUUAAGUAGCAAUUUCUAUGCACAGUUAUUGAGAACG
This is a messenger RNA of Lucilia cuprina (Australian sheep blowfly), 10416 nucleotides long. RefSeq names its product protein unc-80 homolog (gene unc80). Gene Ontology annotation, biological process: monoatomic cation homeostasis. Gene Ontology annotation, cellular component: cation channel complex; axon. The coding region runs from base 401 to 10348 and encodes 3315 amino acids. Gene Ontology annotation, molecular function: monoatomic cation channel activity. The transcript is spliced from 33 exons. NCBI's taxonomy places the organism in Eukaryota, Metazoa, Arthropoda, Insecta, Diptera, Calliphoridae. The record is from RefSeq and is a predicted model, not a curated record.